CUGAAGAAACAAAGUCACCUACAUCUUGGAUACUCUGGGGUGCUGAAUAUGAGCACUUCAGCCCAGCUGACGUUCGGGAUGCCUGCAGAGUUCAGCCCUCCCAGUUCUCCAGACGCCCUCUCCCCCGUUGCUUAUUUCCCAUACUUGCACGGCUCCUAUCUGGCAGUGGCCGCAUCACUUAACGGAGGCAAUGUCAUGGCCACCUUUGUCAGAAUGCUGGACUCAUGGAUCAAAGAAUUUGGAUUGGAAGUAAACGAGUCCAGAAUCUACUCCCAGCUGAUCCAGUCUGCCCUGGCACAGCCCAAUACUGACCUAACUGUGACUUCGACGCUACUAGGAGAGCGGCAUGACCCCACCACCAGCGCCAGUGUCUCACAAAUCUCGCCCUCUAACCUCUCUCUGGGUCACGUGACUCGGGCUGUGUGCAGGGGCAUUAUUGAAAACAUGGCCACUAUGAUGCCCCCUCAUAGCUUGCAGGCUGCAGGGGUCAGGUGUAUUAUUGGCAGUGGCAGCGUUCUGUCUUGUAACCCCGUUCUGCAACAGGAAGUGGAGAGAGUGUUUCCAUUUCCUGUCGUCUACGGAAAAGAUGUGGACUCAGCGGUUGGAGUUGCCAUGGUGUUUAAAGAUCAACUUAUGAUGUUUGUCUCUGAGACACCUGACCUACUAUAAUGCUCUCUUUUUUUUCUGUGUAGUUAAAUGUAUAAAUAAUCACAUUUUGUAAUUAAGUGUGUUUAAUUUAAAAAUGUUUUAGUACAUCCAUCAAUUUAUAAUUGUGUACUAUAUCAUUAACUUAGUGAUUCAUUUUUUUUUGUCUGUCAAGACCAAGGCUUUAUCUAUUGUUUAAUUUUUGUAUCCAUUAAUUUACACUCAUUAUACAACUACUGUUAUGUGCAAUACAAAAUCAUUUGUAUUUUUAAAGAAUAUUUCAGAAUUCCAUUAAAUGACUCAACAGAGCCUUGAAAUCACAAAAUAUUCUGUUUACAAUGUUCAGUGGCAUUUCAGAUGUUAAUAAACAAAAAUA
Messenger RNA from Megalobrama amblycephala (Wuchang bream), 1021 nucleotides. Its product is annotated as sedoheptulokinase-like. Bases 49 to 669 code for a protein of 206 amino acids. The record is from RefSeq and is a predicted model, not a curated record. Lineage: Eukaryota; Metazoa; Chordata; Actinopteri; Cypriniformes; Xenocyprididae. The transcript has 3 exons.